AUGGUGGCGGAGGAGGUGGUGGCGGAGGAGGAAAUGUUGGCGGAGGAGGUGGCCUGGGAGGUGGCAUGGCAGUUGGGGCAGGAGGUGGUGGAGGAGGAGGAAAUGUUGGCGGAGGAGAUGCUGGAGAAUACGGUCCUACAGCUGUGGAUGUGGCUCAACCUGGUAUUGGGCAAUGGUGGUGGUGCUGGAGGUGGUGGCAUGGGAGUUGGUGCAGGAGGUGCUGGCAACAACAACAACAACAACAACAACAACAAUGCUGGCAACAACAAUGCCAACAACAACGCCGGCAACAACAACAACGCCGACAACAACCCGGCCUUCCCCCCAGCCCAACCGCUGCCAAUUAGGCGUAGACCCCGUAGAAACGCUAAUGCAAACCCUGCCGCAGCAGCUCCACCAAGGCGCCCAAGGGCAAGGCAGAUUCAGAACAACAAUGCUGCUGCUGGACCCAAUGCUGCUGCAGCUGCUGCCGCCGCUGUCGCCAUUGCUGCGCACAUGAACGCACCACCUGGAGGUCGGCCCAGAAGGCUGGCGGCGGCCCAUGCGAAUGUUGCAAUCAGGGGCAAUGAGGGGGCGAUACUAAGUGGAAGUGAUAAACCAGGUGCUCACCUCAUUAGAGAAUCAGGCACCCUACAGUACACCCUGGAAGAAGUUGGGAUGACAGAAGAAGUCAGCAAACUCAGCGAGCUUCAGGGGUCACCAGAGUCAACUGGAUGUCAUCUGCCAGUGAAGAGAAGUUGUCAUCCUGGAGACACUGAGAUGCAGCCACAGUCAUUAUAG
Molecule: messenger RNA, 780 nt
Organism: Branchiostoma belcheri (Belcher's lancelet)
Lineage: Eukaryota; Metazoa; Chordata; Leptocardii; Amphioxiformes; Branchiostomatidae
Product: neurogenic protein mastermind-like
Exons: 5
Coding region: 1-780 (259 amino acids)
Source: RefSeq, a predicted model, not a curated record